Molecule: messenger RNA, 1199 nt
Organism: Daldinia caldariorum
Lineage: Eukaryota; Fungi; Ascomycota; Sordariomycetes; Xylariales; Hypoxylaceae
Exons: 1
Coding region: 299-766 (155 amino acids)
Source: RefSeq, a predicted model, not a curated record
UCAAUCUUGUAUAAGAUGAAAUCGACGGCAGCUGUAGGAUCUAGCCUGAGAGUUAUAUCAGCUGGCAACAGACCAGUAAACGUCAAUGAGCGAUGACGUAUUAUAAUUAUUAUCUGAGUCUCCUUUCUUUAUUUAUUGUUCUCAACCUAAGACUUCAAUCAAAAUGGUUGCAAGAAGCUUAUGAACCAAGUGAGGCUUUUUUUUAAAAAAAAAUUUGAACUGCAUCGCGAUAGUAAUCUUUUGAAUAUCAAUCUUUAGGCUUCAUCAACUCUUCUUACAUCUGCAUAACCUGUAAAACAUGCCCCAUCACAAGCGCACAGACCUCCUCAACGCUGCCACGGCGUUCUGCGAAAGCUUCGCGCAGAAAAAGCCACCGGACGAGAUCCUAAGCCACUUCUCGACCUCCUCCUCCGAUAUUUCGGCGUACGAGCACGGCCUCGAGGAGCUCGCCCCUUUUCUCGGCCGCGAGUUCCGGGGACGCGACGGCGUCCGGGAAUACUUCGACACCGUCUCCUCGUGCCUAAGCUACGAGGACAUGCGCUUUGCGGAGUAUAUCGUCGACGCCGCCGAGAACCGCGUCGCUGUUCGCGGCGCCGCGAGGUUUACGUGGACGGCGACGCGCGACAGCUGGGAUGAGGUCUUCGCUUAUGCGCUGAAGUUCGACGAUCGGCAUAAGGUUGUGCGCUACGAGGUCUGGGCCGACUCUGGCGCUGCGUAUCUUGCGAGCAAGGGCCAGCUGAAGGAGUUAAAGAGCGAUUCCAAGUAAUUCGCUAUCUACCUAACCUAGGUAAUAUUUAAUAUAAGGGCGAUACAUGCCUGUCUUAUUCUAAAGAACGUCCCAUAGGUUAUAUCAAUCAUCAUCUGCGGCAUAUAUGUUAUAACCUGCUUUUAUCGCUUGCUUGGCGAACUUUCGAUCACUAACACGCUAAUCGCUACAGUACCGUGUAGACUUCCGGAAUGUCGCCCCUCCCGCCCCCUUUCUAUUUUGAGGAUCCGAGAAUUUUAUCGGGACGUCAACAUACCCGGCUCAGACGCCCUUUAGUGGAUGCCACAUUUGUUAGGAAGCCUAACAAAAAAUCCAUAUAAUCAUUUCUCCUUUUUCAUGUUCAGAUCUGCUAGACGGGACGUCUACUGAUCAAGUCGAGUUGAGACCGACUACUUAUUGGGAUGGAAAUUCCCACUUCCCACUUCCUUCUUAA